AGCGGAGUUUGCAUAGGUGCAUUCAGCAAUGUCGCAUCGCAAGUUUGAGCGUCCACGCCAUGGUUCCUUGGGUUUCCUCCCGAGGAAGCGGACCAAGCACCACCAUGGCAAGAUCAAGAGCUUCCCAAAGGAUGAUCAGUCUAAGAGCCCGCAUUUGACCGCCUUCAUGAGCUACAAGGCAGGUAUGACUCACAUUGUCCGGGAGGUGGAUAGGCCUGGCUCCAAAUUGAACAAGAAGGAGAUCGUGGAGCCUGUGACCAUCUUGGAGAGCCCUCCGAUGAUCGUCGUAGGCUUCGUCGGCUACGUUGAGACUCCCAGAGGUCUCCGUGCUUUGACUUCGGUUUGGGCUGGGCAUUUGUCGGAGGAGUGCAAGCGUCGCUUCUACAAGUCCUGGCACUCUUCUAAGCAGAAGGCAUUCACCAAAUACCAGAAGCGCUGGAGUGAAGCCAAGGAGGGCAGUCCUAUGCAGGCUGAAGUGGAGAGAGCCAAGAAGUAUUGUCAGGUGAUCCGUGCCAUUUGCCAUACUCAGGUUGGAAAAGUGAAGAUCGGGCAGAAAAAGGCUCACAUCAAGGAGAUUCAGGUGAAUGGUGGAACCACGGAAGCCAAAGUGGACUUUGUGAUGGGCCUGUUCGAGCAGGAGGUGAAGAUCGCGGAUUGCUUCAGCCAGGAUGAGAUGAUUGAUGUCAUUGGUGCCACAAAGGGCAAGGGUUUCAACGGUGUUGUGACCCGUUGGGGAGUGACUCGCUUGACGAGGAAGACACACCGUGGGUUGCGAAAAGUGGCCUGCAUCGGCUCAUGGCACCCUGCCCGAGUGUCCUUCCAGGUGCCGCGAUCAGGUCAACGUGGCUAUCACCACCGUACCGAGAUCAAUAAGAAGAUCUACCGCGUGGGUCAGGCUUUAAAGGACGAUCCGGUGAAUGCCAAAACGGAGAACGAUCUCACAGAAAAGGCCAUUACUCCCAUGGGUGGCUUCUCGCACUAUGGUGAGGUCAACGAGGACUGGGUGAUGCUCAAGGGCACAGUCAUGGGUCCACGCAAGCGCCUCAUCACUCUUCGAAAGUCACUCUUGCCUCAGGUGUCGCGAAGGGCCUUGGAAAAGGUGACUUUGAAAUUCAUUGACACUUCUUCCAAGUUUGGACAUGGGCGAUUCCAAACCAGCGAGGAGAAGGCCAAGUUCUACGGAAACGUGCAGAAGAAAGCCAAGACUGAUGCAAAGGCUGAGAAGGACGAUGCCUAGAGGACUAACAAGACAUCAGAGAGCUGAACGCCUGCAGCGAAAAAGGCCGCGACAUAGGCAUCCAGCUCUCAACCACCCAUGUGCAAACAUACGAAAUCAACUACCCAAAGCGCCAAAGCAC
Durusdinium trenchii is the source of this 1358-nucleotide messenger RNA. Lineage: Eukaryota; Dinophyceae; Suessiales; Symbiodiniaceae. The record is from the annotation of a GenBank genome assembly.